UGGCUGCUGCUGGUUCAUGUUGCUCUUCACAGUACGCCAUGAUUUAGGUUUUCCUGCCUCUGUUUUAGACUCUGAAGAAGAGCCCGAGGCUUCGCUAUCCCAGUUUCGCGCCUCUGCGUUCUGCGAAGACCUGUCGCUUGCGUUUGUAGUCACUCAAGCGGGAGUCGACUCGUAACACUUCAGUGAUUGGGUCUGACCCAUGGUGGAUCGAAGCCACGUUUUUUCUAGCAGUCGCCGUAAAAACUAUUUUUUGAGCUAGUAGCCGAUUCCAUUAAUAACUUUUUUCAUGGCGGGGUUGUGUAUAGCGUGUACGGAAGGUCGGGUUAGAAUCCAAGCCCUUCUGGAUGCGAGAUGAAGAGAGAAACUGGACGAGCUCGCACGCCUUUUAUACGAAACCACCAUCGGCUCACCUUCAUUCCUGUCUCCUGGACCUCUCGUGUGCGAAAAGCCACGCCUACACAGUCACAAGUAGCGCCAGCGCCUCUUCCCCUCGAUAUAAUGCCUCCUCCCGUCGACCUCUCCUCUCAACCUCGUCCCGGUACCGCAGGCAGUACACCCCGAGGGGUAAACCAGGACUGGUUACCCGCAGAUGGAGGGGUACGAGGGGGUAACCAGGAGAAGUUACCCGAGAAAAAGGUUACCCCCACUCUUAGCGUCGCACAUAGAGUCGCUUCUUUCAGGCAAAUGGCUGGGGAGGCCAGGAGCUCCUCUCCCGGACCUGCGAGCUCGGGAAGAUUCGGAACCGGCGCUGCAGGUUCGGCGAGCUUGUUUGGGCGUGGUUCGGCUGAAGCUGGUUCGGAGGAAGUUGGGUUGGAGGUGCAGCUAGGGCAGCUGAGAAUAAAGAAUACAGAUUUGAAGCUUAAUGUGGAGAAUUUGCAAGCAGAGCUGAAGGCUUCUAAAGAGCAGAUCGGGCAGCUGACAAAAGAAAUUGAGGCUUGGAAGAAGGAGGGAGUUUCGAAAGACACUGCUGCUGAGAUGAAAGCGGAGAUUGAGAAACUAAGGAAUGAACUGGCAGAGAGCAAAGGAGGAGGGGGGAAGGGGCUGGGGGGACUGGGAGAGAGAGAUAAGGAAAUUAAGGAGAUGGAAGAGAAAAUGAUGAUAAUGGAAGUAGACGUUGGGAAGUAUAAAUUCGUGCAUGACAGCUUAAAAGAGAGGGUAGAAAAGGCUGACCAGGGAUAACAAGAAACGAAUUGCGUCUGAGAAGGAGGCUCUUGAUGCGAUUGGGAAAGUGAGGGAGGAGAAGGAGGAGGUGGAGAGGAGAUUGGCGGAGGUCGAGAUGGAAAGGGAUGAGGCGAAGAGGAGGUGUGAGGAGGCGGAGAAAGGGAGGGAAGAGGCUGUGAGGGUGAGGGAGGAGGUGGAGGUGAGGAGAGAUGAGGAUGUGGCAGCUGUGCGGAAAAGACUGGGGGAAGAGAGGAGGAGAGUGGAGGAGGAGAGGGAUGGAGUGGUGAAGGCGAAGGAGGAGGUGGUACGGGAGAAAGAGAGACUGAUAAAGAGAGUGGAGGAGGAGGAGAGGAGGCGAGAGGAGGCUGAGGGCGGGAGACGAGAGGCGGAGGAGGAGAGGGCACGAGCUGGAAGGGAGAGGGAGCAGGCGUGGAAGGAGAGAGAAGAAGCGGAGGCAGCGCGCAGGGACGCGGAGAAGGAUAGGGAUGAGGCGGUUAAGGCCAAGGAGGAGGCGGAAGCGAGACGGGAAGAAGCAGAAAGUGCUCGUGAAGCUGCAGAAAGGAAGCAAGAGGAGGCAGAGCGGGAGAAAGAGCAGGCAGAGGAAGCGAAGUCAGAAGCAGAGGCACGGAAGGAGGAGGCUGAGGUGGAGAGACAGAAGGCGGAAGAAGAGAAGGAACAGGCGAAGAACGAGAGAGAAGUGGCGGAGGCAGCACGGGGGAGGCGGAGAAGGAGAGGGAUGAGGCGGUAAAGGCUAAGGAGGAGGCGGAGGGGAAACGAGUGGAGGCAGAAAACGCUCGUGAGGAGACGGAGAAGAGGCAAGAGGAGGCAGAUCAGAGGAGGGAGGAGGCAGAAAGCAGAAGAGAGGAGGCGAAGAGGGAGAAGGAGCAAGCAGAGAAAGCAAGGGCAGAGGCAGAGGCAAGGAGAAGCGAGGCAGAGAGGGAGAAGGAGCAAGCAGAGGAAGCAAGGGCAGAGGCAGAGGCAAGGAGAGACGAGGCGGAGAGGUCUCAAGCAGAGGCUGAGGCGAGGCUAGCAGAGGGAGAAAAGGCGAAGGAAGAGGCGGAUAAGGCAAGAGAGGAGGCGGAUAAGGCAAAGGAAGAGGCAGAGAAAGCAAGGGAGCAGGCAGAGAAGUCAAAGGAGGAAGCCGAGAAGGCAAGAGAGGAAGCAGAGAAGGCAAAGGAGGAGGCGGAGGCAGCAAAGAGUGAGGCUGAAGAGAAGCUAGCAGUGGCUGAGGAGGGCAGGUGUGCAGCUGAGCAGGCUCGGUCCGAGGCUGACGAGCAAUCAGCUGAGGCAGAGAAGAAGAGACUAGCGGCCGAGGAGGCUCGGGCCGAAGCAAGGAAGCAGGUGGGGGAGGCAGAGGAGGCACGGGAGAAGGCUGAGCAGGCUCGGGCCGAAGCUGAAGAGAGGAAGCAGGAUGCCGAGAGAAGAAGGGAGGAUGCUGAGAUGAAGCAGAAGGAAGCUGAGGAGAGAGCGGAGGAGGCAGAGGG
Molecule: messenger RNA, 2645 nt
Organism: Closterium sp. NIES-67
Lineage: Eukaryota; Viridiplantae; Streptophyta; Zygnematophyceae; Desmidiales; Closteriaceae
Source: the annotation of a GenBank genome assembly